AAUUGAUUAGAGAGUGAGUAGUAAGUACCAUCCCAAUUUAAUCAUCCCUUUCUCUCUUCUCCUUCUUCUGUUUCUUCUCCAUCAUUCAAAGUGACAAUGAAGUACACGACGUUACGCGUCUUCUUCUUUGCUUGAUUCUUUAGCAAGAAAUCUUUUCCCCUCUGGCACUAGUCGGAAUCGAGAAACUUGGAGCAUCCAUCCCCGGAGAUGGUUUCGUUUGCGGGUUUCGUGUUCGUUUUCGGAUUUCUACUGGGGAUUCUCGCGAUCGUUGCGGCGGAAGUAAUUGGGUUUUUGUAUCUUGUGAAGCGGCUGAAUCGGAAGAGUAAUCGACAGGAACCGAGUUCGGGUUCUGAUCCAACUCAUAAGAACUUUGAUCCUCGCCAGUCCGUUGAUUUCAGUCUCAGCAAACAGGGAGUGAUCUGGAUUUUGGAAAUGGACGAAAGUGUAAAGGAUUGGAUGAAGGAGAAAUUGCAAAAGGAGCAAAAGAAGAAGAGACUAGAUCUCUUGGAGGUACAUCCAGUUAGGAGAUUUGCUCGUAUCAAAGACCAUAAGCUCAUCUUGUCAGAUUCAGAUGGCACUCAGACUUCUAUUACUUUGAAAGGUUGCUUUGUUGACGCUGUUUCAGGGUCUGGACCGACUAGGAAAUGGGCUAAAAGAUUUCCUAUACAAGUAGAAAGCAAAACUUCUGUUUUGUACAAGGGAAACCGACUGUUGUACAUUUUCUUAGAGACUUCUUGGGAGAAGGAGUCAUGGUGUAAAGCUCUUCGUCUUGCUGCUUGCGAGAAUCAGGAAAGGUUUAUUUGGUCCACCAAAUUGAAAGACGAUUUCCGAAUCUAUUUGGCUUCCCUGAAUGCAGCAUAUCCUUCUUUUAUGAAACCAUCAGCUGGGUUUAGUUUUGAGUCACUGGACAAAGGGUUUAAAGUGGAUGGUCCCUCAUCAAAGGUUCGUUUGUUCUGGAAGAAAUUUUCGAAAAAGUGCUCGACUAAAGUAAAUUUGCCCCCGUCAAUUCGUGAAGACAAGAAGACUUCAACCCGCCCUUACCAAGAUUCACAAUCUACUGGUAGCUCUGGGAAAAGCACCCCAGCUAGAAAGAUGCAAGAUAACAUUCCUGAGGAAACCGAUGUCCAAGUGUACUCACGUUCUUGGAGCCAUAGCAGUCAUGCAUCAGAUGUAGAUUCAGAAGAUAAGUCUUUUGAUGAAGGAACACUGGCAUUGAACGUACUAAUUUCGCGGCUGUUCUUUGAUGUCAAACAGAACAAAGUGCUGAAGAAUUUAGUUCGCGAACGAAUCCAGCGGGUAAUGUCCAACAUGAGACUUCCCAGCUACAUAGGCGACUUAAUCUGUUGUGAUGUAGACAUUGGAAAUCUCCCACCUUAUAUACACGGUACAAGAAUUCUUCCAAUGGAGAUGAAUGGUGUGUGGGCGUUCGAACUAGAUAUUGAAUACACUGGCGGUGCGGGAAUUGAUGUUGAAACUCGGGUUGAUGCCCGAGAGGAAGAUCUGCAGAAAGGCAUUGCUGAGGGAAAGUUGCAGCCAAAUCCUGCUGGGGAUGUUCCACCUGAUCUCCUUGAAGGUCUUGCAGAUUUUGAGAAGCAAUUAAGUGUCCCCGGAGGAACUGUUGAUGCACAAGAUGUGAAAAAUGGUGGAACUGAUAAAGCUGGUGAAUCUAAGGGUCCAAAAGGUACAAAAGCAGCUCCGAGCAAUGGAUCCAAGUGGAAAUCUAUUCUGAAGAACAUUGCUGAACAAGUUUCCCAGGUCCCUAUUACUUUGUCUAUAGGGGUGUCUUCGCUUCGAGGGACACUCUGCGUACAUAUGAAGCCGCCUCCAUCAGAUCAACUGUGGUUUGGCUUCACAAGCAUGCCCGAUAUUGAAUUCAACCUUGUCUCUUCUGUUGGUGAACACAAAAUCACAAACAGCCAUGUUGCUAUGUUCUUGGUCAACCGGUUCAAGACGGCAAUACGAGAGGUCAUGGUGCUCCCCAAUUGUGAAAGUUUAACCAUUCCUUGGAUGACAGCUGAAAAGGAUGAUUGGGUCGAACGCAAUAUUGCUCCAUUCAUGUGGCUGAAUCAAGACUCGACCAGUGAUCACGACAAUUUAGAAUGUGCAGAAGCGAAACCUAAAGCUGACAAGCCACCGACUUCUGAACAAAUGCAGAAAACUGCCAACGUUCCCCAGAAGCCUAGAAUUGAGGAAGAACCCGUGUUUGCACCAUCAGCUAAUUCAACAUCUCUGAUAGUAGAGAGUGACAAAUCCUUGGACGAACUCCAGACUCCGUUGCUGGAAAGCAGUGAAAAGCAGGAUUCGAUGGCACAAGGAGGCAAUGCCAGAGAUAUUACUCCGAGUAGUAUUCAAUCACCGUCAAUGUCUACUGUGUCGAGCGAGGAGGAUGAUUCGCAUUUAAAGGGAAAUAAAAUGGGGGCAGCAAAGGCGAGGAUGUUCGAUUUCAGGAAGAAAGUGGGAGAGAAGUUUGAAGAGAAGAAACGUCACGUGGAGGAAAAAAGUAGACAGAUUGUUGAAAAGAUGAGAGGUCCUUGACACAGAAGAAGCUUUUCUUUCUUUUCUUUUCUUUUUUUUUUUCUUUUUCAGGUUUCAGACAAAAACAAAAACUGAUAGUCAAUAGAUUAGAGUAUAGGAUACUGGUACUUGUGUUCAAAUGUUUGGUAUAAAUAUCUGAUUAUUGCGAAAUCA
Messenger RNA from Capsella rubella, 2688 nucleotides. RefSeq names its product testis-expressed protein 2. The transcript has 7 exons. The coding region runs from base 208 to 2535 and encodes 775 amino acids. NCBI's taxonomy places the organism in Eukaryota, Viridiplantae, Streptophyta, Magnoliopsida, Brassicales, Brassicaceae. The record is from RefSeq and is a predicted model, not a curated record. Gene Ontology annotation, cellular component: endoplasmic reticulum. Gene Ontology annotation, molecular function: lipid binding.